Tricharina praecox is the source of this 189-nucleotide messenger RNA. RefSeq names its product ribosomal protein S30. Gene Ontology annotation, molecular function: structural constituent of ribosome. NCBI's taxonomy places the organism in Eukaryota, Fungi, Ascomycota, Pezizomycetes, Pezizales, Pyronemataceae. Gene Ontology annotation, biological process: translation. Gene Ontology annotation, cellular component: cytosolic small ribosomal subunit; ribosome. The transcript has 3 exons. The record is from RefSeq and is a predicted model, not a curated record. Bases 1 to 189 code for a protein of 62 amino acids.
AUGGGAAAAGUUCACGGAUCCCUCGCUCGUGCCGGUAAGGUCAAGUCUCAGACCCCGAAGGUCGAGCCCCAGGAGAAGCCCAAGACUCCUAAGGGACGCGCCAAGAAGAGAAUCCUCUACACCCGCCGUUUCGUAAACGUGACGAUGACCGGAGGAAAGCGGAAGAUGAACCCCAACCCUGGAACGUAA